Molecule: messenger RNA, 600 nt
Organism: Annulohypoxylon maeteangense
Lineage: Eukaryota; Fungi; Ascomycota; Sordariomycetes; Xylariales; Hypoxylaceae
Exons: 3
Coding region: 1-600 (199 amino acids)
Source: RefSeq, a predicted model, not a curated record
AUGUCAACUUCGGGCCCAUGUACGAAGUUUCCAGCUCCAGGUCUUCGGGACCCGUUCCGUUACAUCACUGGAUAUAACGAUAAGGGCGACUCUGUCAUUUUACAGUCGGACCAUGGAGAUCAUCGAGAUAUCAUGUUAGGUGGUGCAGCAGCCCAGAGCAUCAUGUAUAGUAGCUCUGGAAACCCCGUGGACCUCACAAACAAUGCUGAUCUUGAGUUUGCCAAGAAUAAUCAGCCUCCCGUUCACAUUCCCAACGGAUGUGUUGUGCGGAUGAUUGACUUUGCUCCCGGAACCGGAUCCGAAUUACACCGAUCCAUCGCACUCGCAAUCGGGACCGUCUGUGAGGGCGAGGUUGAGUUGUCUACGAGUGACGAUCCUAGCAUGAAGCGGGUUCUUCGGCCGGGAGACGUAUGUAUCAAUCGUGGUGCUAUGCAUCGAUGGCGUAAUACAUCCAGUAACAAGCCAGCUCGUAUGCUCUUCACCAUGCUUGAUGUCAAACCUAUCAUUAUCAAUGGCAAAAAUCUAGAGUUCGAUAUGGGACAUCUCAUGAAGGAGUAUGCUGAAUACCCUGAAGGUGAAGGCCCAAACAAGAAUGCUUAG